AUGGCAGAAACUAUGACAUCGACGUUUAAUUUAUUAGAUACAAGUUCAAAAAGAACAUAUAAAAAGCAAAAAGAUGUCCAAGGGGAUGCAUCAACAAUUGCUUCGAGCAAGAAUUCAGUUAAUUCUUCGACAAACAACAGUAAUGAUUGGCAUCGAUUAUUAUUAACACGUCUUAGACCUGGUGUUACUGGAAAAUAUCGAAUGACAAGGAAAAAUGGCACUAAAUCAGAUGUAGUUCAACAAAUGAGAUAUCUACAAAAUCAAACAGAUUUCAUUGAAGACACCACAUUUCAAUUAUCCUCAUCGACUGAUGUUCUAUUUAUACCAUAUUCUGAACAAAGUAGAUCACCACAUCGUUAUAGAUCAAAAAAAAUAAGUUGUGUUGUUCCAUUACCACCAUUGAUGAAUUCUGCUAGAACGACACAAGCUCAUUUACAUGACAUUAAGUUAAAUCUAUAUGGAUAUUAA
Rotaria sp. Silwood2 is the source of this 468-nucleotide messenger RNA. The record is from the annotation of a GenBank genome assembly. NCBI's taxonomy places the organism in Eukaryota, Metazoa, Rotifera, Eurotatoria, Philodinida, Philodinidae.